Molecule: messenger RNA, 575 nt
Organism: Lucilia cuprina (Australian sheep blowfly)
Lineage: Eukaryota; Metazoa; Arthropoda; Insecta; Diptera; Calliphoridae
Exons: 2
Coding region: 171-473 (100 amino acids)
Source: RefSeq, a predicted model, not a curated record
ACUAUAAAAAAGAAUUAACGAUAAACAAACAUAAUAAGACGAAAAACAAAACAUGAUUCUCUAACAAAUAAUGAAGGCCAGUAUUGAAUAAAUUGGCAUUUAGUAUUCAAAUAUCAAUUACUUGGUUACCAAACCUACAAGCGGCUACAUCCUCUUACUUCUUCAAUACAAUGUUCAAAUUUUUGAUCGUUUUGUUAUUAGCUAUAAUAGCUUAUGCCUCCGCUAAGCCUCAUUUAUUAACUACCGGUGUUAACUAUGCUGCUGCUCCCGCAUUAGUGACUCCUGUUGUAGCAGCUGCUGCUGUUCAUCAUCCCGUUGUAGCUGCUACUGCUGUCCACACGCCCGUUAUUGCCGCUCCAGCUUUUGCCGCACCCGCCUAUUAUCCCCACUAUGCUACUGCUUCUUAUGCCACUUAUCCCUCGUAUGCUAUAUAUCCUCAUUUGGGCGGUGCCGCCUAUUACGUAAGACGUUAGUACAAAACCAAAGUAUUUUUUUUUAUUUUUAAUGAAAAGUAUUUUUAAAAUUUAUUUGGCGUCUCGACCUGAAUGUGCUACAUAAGGGUCAAUAAACGAUUU